CCCUAGUAUAGGUGCUCCACCGAACAGGGGUUAAUGCUGCUGGCCACUGUCGCACUUCCAUCACAACGUCCUCGUCCUCAUUCAUUCAUCUUCUUCAUCGAGCAAACUACAGUACCGUACCAGGUAGCAUUGAUAGUAUUGAUAGACCAUGAUGCUGUCAGGUUCCUCCAGAGCUCCAGCCCUUGCCCGGCUCACUAUCAGCCGACGACUUGCAAGAUCCGCCGUGUCCACAUCGCGUCGGUUGCAUUCCCACCAGAAAUGUUCCUUUGCAACGCCUAAUCGUCCCACACAGUCUCAUCAUCGUUGGUUGAGUACUACAACUACCAGUACAAGUACAACAACAACAGACGCCGCUCCAGUGCGUGAUUUUUUCUUGGACAAUUUGGGCAAAAUCUUUUUGAGUAUCAUUGGCGUGAUUAUUGCCUCGCUAAUCCGAUCGCAUUUUGGCACCAAGAAUUUGACGGCCAUUCGGGAUGAAUUGGAAGAAACGGCCGCGUUGGAUCCCAAAGAAAUUGACGAUCUCCGCAUGGCCAAUCGCGAAUUGUCGCCGGAUCUGUUUCGACUUAUUUUGCAGGAAUUGAAUGGCAAUAGUAAUAGUAGUGGCAGUGGUCAAAGAAGGAUGACCUACGAGGAAUUUGUCCAGCAAGUCCGAACGAUUUUGAUGCGCGAAAAAGGAGAAACUUGUACCAUUGGAUUGGGAUACUUGCUCGAUCGAGUCGUCAUUGCGGCAUUGCAGCAGCAACAGACUACGACGAACAACACGCAAGAAGAAUCGCUCACUACUACUUCUACAGAUGAUUCCUCGAUGCAGGACUUGACCAUGCCGUUGCCGUUUUGGAUGACGGUACUCUCUCUGGCGUUGCACGGUCCGGUGCCCGAUCGAAUUCGAGUCCUCUACGAAGUCCUCCAGUCCAUGCCACCACAAGAAGAAGACGCCACCAAUAGUAUGUCCAUGAUGACAAUGAACGACGACGACCACAACGACAAUAACUCGCCAACAACACCCGUCACAUUGGACAAGGUCGUGACCAUGGUGGGAUAUCUACAGGAUACCUGUCAACUCGUGCCGGACAAACAAGUCGUUCCUAUUGUGGAGGACAAGUACCCCGUACAACAACAUCGACGUGGAACGCCCCGAGAAUUGGUCGCCUGGGAGGCUGCCGCCGAUGCGGCUGCCAAGGAUGAUGUCUUGGAUAUUGAUGCCUUUGCCGAUGUACUACGAAGCAAAUCGGUCUGUGCGUGGGGAGAAUGCUACUUUAAAAAGAAAUAUGUGCCGUAAACAGUAAUCAUCCAAAAAGACAAGGCAAUAGUACUAUGCUGGAUUCGAUUCGAAUCAAUUCGUUGUAACGAUAAUACUGU
Messenger RNA from Seminavis robusta, 1359 nucleotides. The record is from the annotation of a GenBank genome assembly. NCBI's taxonomy places the organism in Eukaryota, Bacillariophyta, Bacillariophyceae, Naviculales, Naviculaceae.